AUGCAUAUAGAAACGAGAACAACAGUAUCUAAUAACGAUGAACAAUCAUCAGUAUGCUUUUCUGAUUUAUAUAAUCUUUAUGAAAUUAUUGGAAAGGGUCCAUUUAGUGUAGUUCGUCGCUGCACGAACAAAACAAGCGAUAAACAAUAUGCAGUUAAGAUAAUUGAUGUUGAACAAUUCACUACAACACCAGGAUUUUCUGCUGAUGAUUUAAGACGUGAAGCAACAAUUUGUUCCAGUCUUAAACAUCCACAUAUUGUUGAAUUAUAUGAAACAUUUGAACUAGAAGGAUGUCUUUUUAUGGUUUUCGAAUAUAUGGAUGGUGCAGACUUGUGUUUCGAAAUAGAAAAACGAGCUCUUGCAGGUUUUGUAUACAGCGAAGCAGUAGCUAGUCAUUAUAUGCGUCAAAUAUUUGAAGCUGUUCGUUAUAUUCAUGAUCGUGGAAUAAUUCAUCGUGAUUUAAAACCGCAUUGUGUCUUAUUAUCUUCAAAAGAAAAUGCGGCACCUGUUAAAUUAGGUGGCUUUGGGGUUGCAUUACAAUUACCAGAAUCUGGUUUAAUACAAGCUAGUCGCAUUGGUACACCAGCUUUUAUGGCGCCAGAAGUAGUUAAUCGAGAGUCACCAGGUUUUGGUCGACCAGUUGAUAUGUGGGCAUUAGGUGUUAUGUUAUAUGUUCUGUUAACGGGUACAUUACCAUUUGCUGGUACAAAAGUUCGUGUUUUCGACAUGAUUUCAAGCGGUGUUUUUAAUAUGCAAAAUCGACAAUGGGAUCAAAUAUCUGAAUCAGCUAAAGAUCUUUGUACACGUCUAUUAUGUUUAAAUCAAAAUGAAAGAAUUACGAUUAAAGAAGCUCUUGCACAUCCGUGGAUUCGAGAACGCGAGAAAUUUGCAUUAAGAAAACAUCUACCUGAGACAGUUGAAGAACUUCGCAAAUUUAAUGCGCGACGACAAUUAAAAGGUGCAAUCUUAGCAGCUGUUUCAAGUCCUCGUUGGUCUCAAAUACCAAUUCAUUCAUCAAUGACAACGACAAAUUCAUUACCGUACAUGACAGCACAGAUAUCAUCAACAUCAUCUACAAAUGAUUUUGACGAUGUGGCAUCAUCUGCUGUUUCUCAAAUACUUGAUUCAUUAGAAGAUACUCAAUGGUUAACUAUUGGCGAUCAUGUUGAACUUGAUUUUUUACAAAAACUAUUUGAAGAUAAACAAUUACGAACUUUACUCGAACUAUAUGAUCAUAUUAAUUCGGAUGAAAUUCGUCCAUAUAGUACUCCUGAAUCCAUCGCUGUACAAAUAACUUCCGAUAUAAUAACAACAAUUGAACAAGGCUCUUGUCAACAUGCAUCAACAUAUGCUCAUGAUCUACUUGAUAUUUUACUUGAACCUCACAUACAGGCUCUUCUACAAACGCAUGAUGUUGUUGCCCAAGAAGUUUAUGGUGAUGGUGCGAUACGUGUUACAUCAUCCUACUUAGGUCAUAAUACAUUGCCAACAGAGCGUAAUAUUGAUAAUGACUAUAAUGGUCACAAUGGAAAUGAAUUAAAUGAUAAUCGUGGCGAUGGUGUAAGUGAUGAACUAUGUGAUGUGACACGUGUUCGACUUGUUCAAUUUCAAAGAAAUACUGAUGAACCAUUGGGUAUUACACUUCGUAUGACAGAAAACAAACGAUGCGUAGUAUCACGUAUACUUAAUGGUGGUAUGAUACAUCGACAAGGUACAUUACACGUGGGCGAUGAAAUUAAAGAAAUUAAUGGAAAACCCGUUUCAAAUCAUCCAAUACAAUAUUUACAACAAAUGCUGAGAGAUGCUCGUGGUAGCAUUACAUUUAAAAUUAUACCCAGCUAUCGAAGUCAGCCACCACCUUGUGAUAUUUAUGUUAAAGCUUUAUUUAAUUAUGAUCCAAAAGAUGAUGAUUUAAUUCCGUGUGCACAAGCUGGUAUUAAAUUUUCAAUAGGAGACAUAUUACAGAUUAUUUCAAAAGAUGAUCAUAAUUGGUGGCAAGGUAAAAAAAUAAUUCCAUCAAAGAAUAUCGAUGAAUCAAUCAUAAAUGAUUAUUAUGGAACUUAUGAUAAUUCGCCUGCGGGUUUAAUACCAUCGCCUGAACUACAAGAAUGGAGAAUUGCAACGAAUGCCAUUGAACAAGCAAGAGAUGGAAAUGCUAAUUGCGGUGUAUUUGGACGAAAACGUAAAGUAAUGAGAGAUAAAUAUUUAGCAAAACAUAAUGCUGUAUUUGAUCAACUUGAUUUGGUCACUUAUGAAGAAGUAAUACGAUUACCUGAAUUUCGCCGAAAAACUCUCGUGUUACUUGGUGCACAUGGUGUUGGUCGGCGACAUAUUAAAAAUACAUUAAUCACAAGUCAACCAAAACAUUUUGCUUAUCCAAUACCACAUACAACGAGAUUACCGAAAAAAGAUGAAGAAAAUGGAAAAAACUAUUACUUUGUCACACAUGAAGAAAUGAUGCGUGAUAUAGCUAAUAAUGAAUAUCUAGAAUAUGGUACACACGAUGAUGCCAUGUAUGGAACAAAACUUGAAACAAUACGUAAUAUUAAUCGGCAAAGUCUAAUGGGAGUACUUGACGUUGAACCACAAGCAUUAAAAGUUUUACGUACAGCUGAAUUUGCACCUUAUGUUGUUUUUAUUGCUGCACCAGAUCUUUCACAAAUUAAAGGUGUCAAUGAUGAAAGUUUAGAAAGAUUAUUAAAAGAAAGUGAACUUUUACAACAAGCAUAUGGUCAUUAUUUUGAUUUAGUUAUUAUUAACAAUGAUAUUGAGGAAACAAUACGAGACUUACAACAUGCUAUUGAACGAGUUAGUCUAGAAUCCCAAUGGGUACCUGUUAGUUGGGUUUAUUAA
This is a messenger RNA of Rotaria socialis, 2853 nucleotides long. The record is from the annotation of a GenBank genome assembly. Lineage: Eukaryota; Metazoa; Rotifera; Eurotatoria; Philodinida; Philodinidae.